Molecule: messenger RNA, 943 nt
Organism: Nipponia nippon (crested ibis)
Lineage: Eukaryota; Metazoa; Chordata; Aves; Pelecaniformes; Threskiornithidae
Source: RefSeq, a predicted model, not a curated record
CUUUAAUAUGUUCGAUCACCCCAUCCCUCGGGUUUUCCAGAACCGCUUCUCCACCCAGUACCGCUGCUUCUCGGUAUCCAUGCUUGCUGGACCUAAUGACAGGUCAGAUGUGGAGAAAGGCGGGAAGAUAAUUAUGCCACCAUCGGCUUUGGAUCAACUCAGCCGACUUAAUAUUACUUACCCGAUGCUGUUUAAGCUGACCAAUAAAAAUUCAGACCGAAUGACGCACUGUGGCGUGCUCGAAUUUGUGGCUGAUGAGGGCAUAUGUUACCUUCCACACUGGAUGAUGCAGAACUUGCUGCUGGAAGAGGGAGGCCUGGUGCAAGUGGAGAGUGUUAACCUUCAAGUCGCUACUUACUCAAAGUUUCAGCCGCAGAGUCCGGAUUUUCUUGACAUCACCAAUCCCAAAGCUGUAUUAGAAAAUGCAUUGAGAAACUUUGCUUGUCUAACUACUGGGGACGUUAUUGCCAUCAACUACAAUGAAAAGAUCUAUGAGCUUCGGGUGAUGGAGACCAAACCAGAUAAGGCCGUGUCCAUCAUAGAAUGCGAUAUGAAUGUGGAUUUUGAUGCUCCUUUGGGGUACAAAGAACCAGAAAGAAGUGCACAGCAUGAAGAGACCACGGACGUUGAAGCAGACCACAGUGGAUACGUGAGUGACAUAGGAUUUCGUGCAUUCUCUGGUUCUGGGAACAGACUGGAUGGCAAGAAGAAAGGCGUUGAGCCUAGUCCAUCGCCGAUUAAGCCCGGAGACAUCCGAAGAGGAAUACCCAACUAUGACUUCAAGAUCGGUAGAAUCACGUUCAUUAGAAACUCACGCCCACUAGUUAAGAAAGUCGAAGAGCAGAGAGGUGACCACCUUUUUUCACUCUUAGAAUCCGGAAGCCGGUUCGUUGCCUUUUCAGGAGAAGGCCAGUCCCUGCGCAAAAAGGGAAGAAAGCCCUAA